Molecule: messenger RNA, 659 nt
Organism: Emys orbicularis (European pond turtle)
Lineage: Eukaryota; Metazoa; Chordata; Testudines; Emydidae
Product: histone H3
Exons: 1
Coding region: 53-463 (136 amino acids)
Cellular component (GO): nucleosome
Molecular function (GO): protein heterodimerization activity; DNA binding; structural constituent of chromatin
Source: RefSeq, a predicted model, not a curated record
CUUUGUUCUUUUGUGCGGUUUGUCUCAGAGUUGUGAGCGAGGGUUGCUGAGAAUGGCCAGGACCAAGCAGACCGCCCGUAAAUCCACCGGUGGCAAAGCUCCCCGUAAGCAGUUGGCCACUAAAGCUGCCCGGAAGAGCGCGCCUGCGACUGGGGGAGUGAAGAAGCCUCAUCGCUACCGGCCCGGCACUGUUGCUCUGCGAGAGAUCCGCCGCUACCAGAAAUCUACUGAGCUGCUCAUCCGCAAGUUGCCCUUCCAGCGCCUGGUCCGUGAAAUCGCCCAGGACUUCAAGACCGAUUUGCGCUUCCAGAGUUCGGCCGUUAUGGCCCUGCAGGAGGCCAGCGAAGCCUACUUGGUGGGGCUCUUUGAGGACACCAACCUGUGUGCUAUUCACGCCAAGAGAGUCACCAUCAUGCCCAAGGACAUCCAGUUAGCCCGGCGUAUCCGAGGCGAGAGAGCUUAAAAGCUUGAUUACACCCACCAGCUUUUGGCAACUAGAAAACUAUCACGAAAGAUCCAAAGGCUCUUUUAAGAGCCACCACAUUCACAUUCAAAAGGAGCUGCAACACAUUUGUCAUGUGUGCACCUUCAUUCGUCACACUUGCGAAUCAGGUUUAUGUAAAAAUAAAAAACGCGGAGGAAACCGCAUAAGAUUUCAA